GAAAGUUUUACGCGAGAACUGUUUAAUUUGUAGAGAAUGUUAUUCGUUAUUUUUUAGCUUUCGUCGGUUGUUAUUUGCGUCUAUCGGACCCACGCCACUGAGUUAGCAAUAACGCCAGGUGGACGCCCGUCAAAGGGGGGAUAAUCGGACAGGUGAGAGCCGGUCUCACAGUCUUCGAGUUGAACAUCGUCCUCUACCACGCGAUCAAGAAGAUCGUCUUGUGUUGUUCGUAUUUGUUUCAACUUCUUGUUCUUACAAUUGGAAAUUAUAUUCGUUAAUAUUAGUACUAACUACACAGUGAAUAAGUUUUACGUUCAACGGCUGCGUUUUUUCUUAUUAUUCACCGAUAACGAAGACGACGACCUUUGUGAUAAGGGUGGAAAUUUUUGUGUGUUAACAUCGCUUGUUGUACAUACGUACCUAUAACUAAGUAACUGUUGUAGACUGUUAACGAGUGACCGACCCCGAGUGGCCGUAUGUGAAGAGCCAGCUAAUUCAGUUUGAGUAUACGAGUAACAAUGGCACCAUGCAGGAACCGAAUAUGAAGACAUUUAGGUCGUUUGUAGCACAAUGCGAGAAGAAGAGCUUGAACUAGCUCUAAAGGUGGUGAUAGUUGGUAAUGGUGGUGUUGGCAAGUCUAGCAUGAUCCAAAGAUACUGCAAAGGUAUUUUCACCAAGGAUUAUAAGAAAACUAUAGGGGUCGAUUUCCUAGAGAGACAGAUAGAAAUAGAUGGUGAAGAUGUCAGACUUAUGCUUUGGGACACGGCCGGACAGGAAGAAUUCGAUGCCAUCACCAAGGCCUAUUACAGGGGCGCUCAAGCAUGUGUUUUAACAUUUUCCACCGUUGACAGAGACUCAUUUGAAGCAACACAUUCUUGGAAACUUAAGGUAGAGAAUGAAUGUGGUGAAAUACCGACAGUCAUUGUCCAAAAUAAAAUCGAUUUGCUGGAUCAAUCAGUUGUAAAUCCCGAAGAAGCUGAAUUGUUAGCAAGAGCAUUAGGAUGUAGACUUAUAAGAACGUCGGUUAAAGAAGAUAUCAAUGUUGCUACAGUCUUUAGGCAUUUAGCAUCAAGGUGUCUUGAAGAAUUGAGAGAUUCUGUCAACGAUUACUAUUAUUCGUCAACGAAUAACCACAAUACAAUUACUUUAAGUACCUUUAGUCAAUCAGUCAAAAAGCCUGUAAAGGAAACAAUAGUUUUAAAACCAAACAAACACAAACGAAGAAAAAAUGUUUUGAAAAGUGCCUGCCGCCUUUUGUAACGAAUGGAACAAAAAUUUCUACUUGCCACCCCCUUAUAGCAACUAACACCACUCUUUUCUUAGUUAUUUGUUUUUUGAACCUUCGAUAAUGAAUGCCAAAGGUGAAGUGCUAAUAUUAUUUAUAACACAGGAACUUUUAUAAAUAAUUGUAUACAUACCUUUUUAAUAUUUGUGUUAACAUGUAGCUUUUUCUUUAAGAUAACAAGUAUUAGAUGUAAGUCUUUUUUUUA
Messenger RNA from Agrilus planipennis (emerald ash borer), 1490 nucleotides. It is a transcript of the gene Rab23, whose product is annotated as ras-related protein Rab-23. Gene Ontology annotation, molecular function: GTP binding; GTPase activity. The transcript has 9 exons. NCBI's taxonomy places the organism in Eukaryota, Metazoa, Arthropoda, Insecta, Coleoptera, Buprestidae. The record is from RefSeq and is a predicted model, not a curated record. Bases 571 to 1260 code for a protein of 229 amino acids.